GCCAGCAGCUUCCCUCGCCUCUGAGAUCGAUCUUGCGUCGUCACUUCCCCCAAUCCACCAACUCCAUUUCCGAUCCUUGUCCACAGGCAUUGUCUCUUUCGCCGGCCACCCACCACCUCCUCGCACAAUGUCGACCGCCAACUCCGUCAGCAACAAGACCAUCGCGGUUGCCUCCAUCGGCGCCGUCAUCACCGGCUUCGUCGCGUACGCCUUCUACUUCGACUACAAGCGCCGCAACGAUGUCGAGUUCCGCAAGUCGCUGAAGCGCGAGUCCAAGAAGCUGGCCAAGGUCGCGAAGGAGGAGGCCGAGGCCGGCGCGCAGCAGCAGCGGAUCGUGAUCCGCCAGGCCGUUGACCGCGCCAACGAGGAAGGCUUCCCUAGGGAUCCGGAGGAGGUCGAGGGCUACUUCAUGCAGGAAGUCGCGCACGGCGAGCAAAUGACGCAGGAUGGCUCCGACCCUGUUGACGCCGCGCUGUGCUUCUACAAGGCGCUGAAGGUGUACCCUCAGCCCAAGGAGCUGAUCAACAUCUAUGACAAGACCGUCCCCAAGCCCAUCCUGGACAUCCUCGCCGAGAUGAUCGCUCACGACAAGUCGAUACCCAUUGGUAAGCCCGCCUCGGCCGACACGAACAUCGAUGAGUAAAUCUCCCGGGACUGGUCGAACUAGACAUGCCUGGCAAUUGAAUUGCAAUGCCGGAUGAGAUGCAGCUUCUUACUAGCUCAUUUUUUACUCAUGUGUAACGGCGCCUGGGGCGCGUCGGCGCAAGUGCCAUUUACACCUUCCUGUACACCACUGUAUAUACACUGCGCACCUGCUGGAGUCUGGGGAAGGGUUUUCAAAAGGCUCGCUGCGGGCAUCUUGGCAUAGAUGGGGGAGGGGACGGUUGUGCAGGCGGAUGAUGGGACGCGACUGCCGAACAAGCAGCCGCUGGCGCCUUCCCAGUUGAUUAAACGCGACUCUACUAUCUUCACAAAUUUAAGACUUGACGAAAGC
Aplosporella prunicola CBS 121167 is the source of this 994-nucleotide messenger RNA. RefSeq lists its product as uncharacterized. The transcript is spliced from 3 exons. Gene Ontology annotation, cellular component: mitochondrial outer membrane translocase complex; mitochondrial outer membrane. Gene Ontology annotation, biological process: tRNA import into mitochondrion; protein import into mitochondrial matrix; protein targeting. Gene Ontology annotation, molecular function: transmembrane protein transporter activity. The coding region runs from base 128 to 643 and encodes 171 amino acids. NCBI's taxonomy places the organism in Eukaryota, Fungi, Ascomycota, Dothideomycetes, Botryosphaeriales, Aplosporellaceae. The record is from RefSeq and is a predicted model, not a curated record.